This is a messenger RNA of Nerophis lumbriciformis (worm pipefish), 2997 nucleotides long. The record is from RefSeq and is a predicted model, not a curated record. Lineage: Eukaryota; Metazoa; Chordata; Actinopteri; Syngnathiformes; Syngnathidae.
AUGUUGCCGUACUUUUUUUUGUUCGUCUUUGCUGCGUCACCCUUACUCGGCACAUCUGCACGGAAUGCAUCUGCCGGUUGUGCUAUCAUCCGUCCUCCGAGAGAUGGUGGUAUAAGAUACAGAGGCCUCACACAGGAGCAGAUCCGAAGUGUGCAGGUUCUCCCUGUUGACUAUGAAAUUGAAUACAUCUGUAGGGGAAACCGUGUGAUUGUUGGACCCAAGGUCAGAAAAUGCUUACCCGAUGGCUCCUGGACCGACUUGAAACAACAAAGUAGAUGCCUGUUUUUAUGCCCUCGGGUCUGGACGUCUUUGGAAAAUGGUCGAGUUUCUUCUUGGCCACCAGGACUCCCGGUGGAAGGAACCGUGCUACAAUAUAGCUGUCUCCCUGGCUUCAUUUUGAUGGGCCGAAACGCAACGCAGUGUAAUAAAUUGGGCAGAUGGGACACGCCCAAACCCGUGUGUCACUAUGACAGACAUUUCAAAGCUCUCGGCAAGAAGAAGCUAUACAUCGGCGCGCUCUUCCCCAUGAGCGGAGGCUGGCCCGGGGGGCAAGCCUGCCUCCCCGCCGCUAAGAUGGCCUUGACUCUGGUGAACGAGAGGGCCGAUAUCCUUCCGGACUACGAGCUGGAGCUGAUACAUUACGACAGUAUGUGUGAUCCAGGAGAAGCCACCAAACUGCUUUAUGACCUUCUAUACACCGAACCCAUCAAGAUUGUACUGAUGCCCGGCUGCAGCUCAGUGUCCACACUGGUAGCGGAGGCUGCUCGCAUGUGGAACCUUAUCGUGUUGUCCUACGGGUCCAGUUCUCCAGCUCUGUCCAAUCGCCAACGCUUUCCUACUUUCUUUCGCACUCAUCCCUCGGCAACGUUGCACAACCCCACUCGAGUCCAGCUCUUCCAGAAGUGGAAAUGGACCAAGAUCGCUACCAUUCAGCAGACAACCGAAGUUUUUACAUCAACCCUGGACGAUCUAGAAGAGAGGGUGAAGGAGGCCGGGAUUGAAAUAAGCGUUCGUCAGAGUUUCCUUACCGACCCUGCUGUGGCUGUCAAAAACCUCAAGCGUCAGGAUGCCCGAAUCAUUGUUGGCCUCUUCUAUGAGACGGAAGCCAGGAAGGUCUUUUGCGAGGUCUACAAGGAAAAGCUGUACGGGAAAAAAUAUGUCUGGUUCCUCAUCGGUUGGUACGCAGACAACUGGUUUAAAAUCAACGACCCGUCCAUCAACUGCACAGUGGAGCAAAUGACAGAAGCCGUCGAAGGUCACGUGACCACCGAGAUUGUCAUGCUGAACCCGGAGACCGUACGAGGAGCCUCCAACUUGACUUCUCAAGAAUUUCUCGAGCAAUUGAUGUCAAAGUUGGGUGGUAAAAACUCCGAAGAAACCGGGGGAUUUCAGGAAGCCCCCCUAGCUUACGACGCCGUGUGGGCUCUAGCGCUGGCUCUCAACAAAACCGUGGGCCCUCUAAAGGCCAAGGGUCGGCGCUUGGAAGAUUUCAAUUACAACAACCGAGAUAUAACGGCCGAAAUCUACCGCGCCCUCAACACCAGCUCCUUCGAAGGCGUUUCGGGCCAUGUAAUAUUUGAUGCCCAAGGUUCUCGGAUGGCCUGGACUCUAAUUGAACAGCUUCAAGGAGGAAGCUAUAAGAAGAUUGGAUACUAUGACAGCACUAAAGGCAAUCUCUCCUGGUACGGGAAUGACAAAUGGAUCGGCUCUGGACCCCCUGCAGACCAGACAAUGGUCAUUGAAGAGUUCCGCUACCUGUCUCAGAAGCUAUUCGUGUCCAUGUCUGUGUUCUCCGGUUUGGGAAUCUUACUGGGCAUUAUCUGCCUUACUUUCAAUAUCUACAACAGCAGUGUCAGGUACAUUCAGAACUCGCAGCCAUACCUUAACAACAUGACCGCAGUGGGCUGCGUGAUGGCUUUAGCUGCCAUUUUCCCUCUGGGUAUCGACGGCCUUCAUGUCCGCAGGAAGCAUUUCCCUGUCGUCUGCCAGUUUCGACUGUGGCUGCUCGGUCUGGGUUUCAGCCUGGCGUACGGCAGCAUGUUUACCAAGAUCUGGUGGGUCCACACCGUCUUCACCAAGAAGGAUGAGAAGAAGGAUAAGAAGAAGCACCUGGAGCCAUGGAAGCUGUACGCCACGGUUGGGGUCCUGCUCGGCAUCGACUUCUUGUCUCUUAUCAUCUGGCAGAUUGUGGAUCCCUUACAUAUCACAGUGGAGAAAUUCACCCGAGAAGCCCCAAAAGGAGACCUGGAUGUUUUGAUUCAACCGUUAUUGGAGCACUGCAGCUCGGAAAAAAUGAACACCUGGCUGGGCGUUGUGUACGGGUACAAAGGCUUGCUGCUGCUGCUCGGCAUCUUCCUGGCUUAUGAGACCAAAUCUAUUUCAACGGAGAAAAUCAACGACCACCGAGCUGUGGGCAUGGCCAUCUAUAAUGUCGCUGUCCUCUGUUUGAUCACAGCGCCCGUCACCAUGAUCCUGUCCUCUCAGCAGGACGCCUCUUUUGCCUUCGCCUCCCUGGCCAUCGUGUUUUCCGUCUACAUCACCCUGGUGGUUCUAUUUGUGCCCAAGAUGCGACGUUUGAUCACAAGGGGUGAGUGGCAAUCAGAUGCCCAGGAGACCAUGAAGACGGGUUCUUCCAUGAACAACAAUGAUGAGGAGAAAUCCAGACAGUUGGAGAGAGAAAACAAGGAGCUGCAGAAGAUUAUACAAGAAAAAGAAGAGCGUGUAUCCGAGCUGAGAAACCAGCUUUCUGAGCGACAGGCUCUACGAUCGAGAAGAAGACCGUCCACCGUCUCCAAUCAGAACCACAACACGCCCCCGCUAGCGAUUCCCCCGACCGACCCCAGAUCAUUGGUGCCGCCUCCGGGGUACCCUACGCCCACUUCUGACCUGCACGCCAUCCCCGCGUCCUUUGCCAAUUCCUCCAGCCUCUACCAGCCCGACAACAAAAUCGGUCGCAAUAACUGUCACACCAGCCGGCUGCAGAUGCUCUACAAAUGA